Stylonychia lemnae is the source of this 714-nucleotide messenger RNA. The record is from the annotation of a GenBank genome assembly. Lineage: Eukaryota; Ciliophora; Spirotrichea; Sporadotrichida; Oxytrichidae.
AUGUUCUCCUCUAAGUCAAGUCUAUCAAACCCUUUCAAAGCAAAUAAGAUACUAUUUUUGGUUCUAAUUUUGGUGCUUUAUUCAAAUCAAGCACAAGCUCAAUUCAGAAUUCACUCAAUAAUCCCAUUCUUUUCAUCUUUGGCAUAUGUUGAUAAUAAGACCACGUCAGGCUAAGAUUAGUUGGUAAUGGAAAUCAACCUGAAUGCCCUCAACCUCACACGCUGGGUGAACUCAACCAGCAGACAUUAUGUGGCAUUAACCUUAGAAAUGCCAGCAGUAAAUCUUACUGCUUAAGAUUAGAUUAGAUGCAUUUUUCCAGUUAACGGAACUGGUAAUCUUUCCUUCACUUGCUAUGAUUAGACACUAAAUAAAAAUGGUUCAUACUAGAAUGAUUCUCAAUAAGAUAUUCUUUACAAUGAAACUACAAAAGGGUACAUAGUUGGCGGUCCUUACUAAGUAUACAUAGGAAAUUUUGGCGUUUAAUUCAAGAGAUUGCUGAAUAAUACUGAUAAAUACGUGGAUUUCUAACGAGAUUUAACCUCUACAUUAGAAAUAAUGACAUUGAGAUGGGAUAUAGGGAUCCUAGACAGCAAUAACAAUGAAAUAUUUCAAGAUGGAGCAGAACACUCUACCUUUAUUCAACUUUCCAAAGCAUAUAUGAUAACUAUAGGGCUUUCUCUAGUAACCCUUAGUUCUGCAUUGAUGUUCUUCUGA